UAGAUUCUAAUUAUAAUUGAACUGAUUUCUAUACCAUAUAUUUUAUAUGAUUUAAUUAUUAUCGUUCAUUUAAUUUAAAUAUUUAUUUUAAAAUUUAUAAUCCAUGAUAAAUCAUAUAUCUUAAAUUUGACGCAAAUGAAACCGUCGUUGUCAAGAUAUAUAUAGUCAUAUUUUGUUUCCAAGCACGUGUGUACCUAACCUCAAAGCUUAAAGUGUGUACUAUCCGUUUAAAAACAACACUUGUUAUAUGACGUAUUUGUAUGAACUGUGAAUUGGUAAACAAUCAAUUAAAACAAGUAUUGAUAUUAUAAAAAUACAAAAUGAAUGAAAAAAUGGGCUUAACAAAACAAUAUUUAAGAUAUGUUCCAUCCGGUAACGUAAAUAUAAUUGUAAGUCCCCGGUGCAAUGUGGUUUUUGUAACUUUACAAGGACAAGAGGGUAGAUUUGUAGCAGUGGGAGCAUGUGAACAUGUGAUUAUUUGGGACCUAAGAUUAGGUGAAAAAGUACAAGUUUUAACUGGAGAAAAAACAAUUGUUACACGUUUGACUGCUUCACCAAACAAGCAACAUAUUGCUGUUGGUUAUGCUGAUGGCACUAUUAAGAUAUUUGAUCUCAGGUCUGGAGAAAAUGUUAGUAUAUUUGUUGGUCAUCGUUCUGAAAUUACAUCCUUGUCAUAUGAUACUUUAGGCCACAGAUUAGCAUCUGGAUCCAAGGAUACGGAUAUAAUAAUCUGGGACGUAAUAGCAGAAACAGGAGUAUGUCGUCUAGCAGGACAUAAAGAUAUAAUAACUAAAAUUGUAUUUAUGUCUGAACACAAUAUAAUUAUCAGCGCCAGUAAAGAUACAUUAGUAAAAUUUUGGGAUUUAGAUACAGAGCAUAAUUUCAGAACUCUUGUAGGUCAUAGAUCAGAGGUCUGGAGUCUUACAUUAGCAAAAAAUGAUGAAUAUCUAAUUACUGGAUGUAAUGACUAUGAAUUACAUGUAUGGAGGAUCUGUUUUAUUGAUGCACCAAAAACUGAAUAUGAUAUUAAUUUAAGUACUUUGAAUAUUGACGAGGACGAAACCACAAAUAUGCAAAAAUAUCCUUUGAGAUGUGGAAAAGUUGGAAGUAUUUUAAGAAAUAGUAAAGGAAGAAUUGUUUCUCUUGAAGUUGAUCCAUCGCAAACAAUAGUUGGUUGUCAUGGAGUAGAUAAUACAAUAGAAUUAUUUCAUUUUUUACAAGAAAGUAAAGUAAAAGAAAAAGUAACAAGAAGACUAAAAAAAGAAAGGAAGAAAGCAAAUGGGAAUAAAAAUGAAGUAAAUACUAAUUCUUUUAAUAUACCAACUUUAAAAGAUGAAAUCAAACGUUUGCCUUCUAUUAAAGUUUCAAAUAAAGUUAAAGGAUUAGAUAUGAUUAUGGGUAAAGGAGGUGAACUCAGGGUUUGUGUUGGAAUCGAUAAUAACUCUCUUGAUUUAUAUUCUUUACUUAUAGAAGAAAAAAAUGCUGAAGCAAAAUGUUUACGUUCUAUAACAGUUCAUGGACAUCGUACCAAUGUUCGAGUUGUUUGCUUUAGUUCUGAUAAUUUAGCAUUUGCCACAGCAAGUGGUGAUUCUGUUAAAUUAUGGAAUAGACCUUCUUUGGCAUGUUUACGUACUGUAGAAUGUGGAUAUGCUUUAACAGCCACUUUUGUACCUGGUGAUCGACAUUUGAUAGUAGGAUUAAAAGAUGGUAAAAUGCUCAUCAUUGAUAUUGCAUCUGGUGAUAUCUUAGAAGAAGUACCAGCUCAUACUAAAGAACUUUGGAGUGUGACUUUAUUUCCUGAUUUGAAAGGAAUUGCAAGUGGUGGUAGUGAUCAAACAGUGAAGUUUUGGAAUUUUGAACUUAUUCAUGAUCCUGAUAGUAAAAUAAAAGCAAAAGUUUUAUCUGUACUACAUACAAGAACUCUUAAACUAGAGGAGUGUGUAUUAUGUGUUAGGAUAAGUCCGAAUAAUAGAUUUGUAGCAGUUUCUUUAUUGGAUUCCACUGUGAAAAUAUUUUUUUUGGAUACAUUCAAGUUUUUCAUAUCGCUUUAUGGACAUAAGCUACCAGUUUUAUGUAUGGAUAUAUCUAGUGAUUCUACUCUCAUAGCAACAGGUUCUAGUGAUCGUAAUAUCAAAAUUUGGGGUUUGGACUUUGGAGAUUGUCAUAAAUCAAUAUUUGCACAUGAUGAUUCCGUGACAGGACUUUCAUUUGUUCCUGGCACUCAUUACAUUUUUACUUGUGGUAAAGAUGGUAAAGUUAAACAAUGGGAUGCUGACAUAUAUCAAAAAAUCGUGACUUUACAAGGACACACUGGUGAAGCUUGGAAUUGUGCUAUAUCACCAAAUGGCGUAUAUGUUGUAUCUUGCGGAUCAGAUAAAGUAGUAAGAUUAUAUGAAAAAACUGCUGAACCUUUGGUACUAGAAGAUGAAGCAGAAGAAGAAAGAGAACGUGCAGAAAAUGAGUUGAUUACUGGAGAAACUUCGGCUGUACAGGGACAAAAGCAGCAAUUAUUACCUUCAAGGAAAACUGUGAACAGUGAAAAAGCGGCAGAGUUAAUUCUUGAAUGCUUAGAAGUAUCAAAAGCUUAUGAUGAAGAAUUAUCUAAAGUUAAAAACUCUAACGUUGUACCAGCAUUGCCACUAUUGAUGCAGGCUUACAAUAGUAAAACAAGCGAAGAAUUUUUCUUAGAAACUAUAAAACGCGUUAGAGCAAGUGAAUUAGAAGAAACUUUAUUAUUGCUUCCAUAUUCUGCUGCUUGUGAAAUUUUAGAAAUGCUUCCCAGAUUAUUGAAAAGUAAUUUUCACACAGAAUUAUUAACUAGAUUAACAAUUUGUUUAAUACAAGCACAUCAUGGACCUAUUAUGUCAAAUCAAAAUCUGUUAUUGACAUUAGAAACUAUAAAACCACUCAUCUUUGAUAGAAUAUCUACAUUAAGGGAUACCGUUGGAUAUAAUUUACAUUGCAUGUUAUAUGUACAACGUAAUCUAGAACAACAAGAAGGUGUGCAACUUUUUAAAGAUGCGACUCAAAAGAAAGGACAAAGAAAUAGAAUUAGAAAAAAUAAGCAAAAAGCUUUAAAAAGAGCCAUUAUGGCUUUAUAAUGUAAUUAUAAAUAAUGAUAUUAUUUGUACAUACAUUAAAAUAAUAAAAUUAUAAAAUAAGAAAAGAUAUAUCGUAAGUUAAAACAUCCCUGAGAUCGUUAUAUUUGUCCUAACGUUUGUAGUUUAUAUUUUUAAUACUAGGUGGCGUUGAUGUUGAAUAUUUAGUACAAAGUUCAGCCACUUGUCAUUAAUUGACGAAACCCUCGUUCGUUUCGACUUGUUUCAGUCGUGCUUAUGACAUCAAUAUGGGAGUUCUACGUCGUAUGAUAGAGCGUAUUUUCUAAUAACAAUUGAAAUAAAAUACAAUAUUUCUUUGAAGUUAAAAGAAAAUAUCAAUUAUCUUUUAUAUCAAAAGGUGUGUACACGUUUAUUUUACAUAACCUAAGAUAUCAGUAUAUCGUUAAUAAACACGAUGCAUUUCUAA
Vespula pensylvanica (western yellowjacket) is the source of this 3525-nucleotide messenger RNA. Its product is annotated as WD repeat-containing protein 3. Gene Ontology annotation, cellular component: small-subunit processome; Pwp2p-containing subcomplex of 90S preribosome. Gene Ontology annotation, biological process: maturation of SSU-rRNA. Gene Ontology annotation, molecular function: snoRNA binding; protein binding. The record is from RefSeq and is a predicted model, not a curated record. The transcript is spliced from 13 exons. Lineage: Eukaryota; Metazoa; Arthropoda; Insecta; Hymenoptera; Vespidae. Bases 321 to 3101 code for a protein of 926 amino acids.